Messenger RNA from Acaulospora colombiana, 190 nucleotides. The record is from the annotation of a GenBank genome assembly. Lineage: Eukaryota; Fungi; Glomeromycota; Glomeromycetes; Diversisporales; Acaulosporaceae.
AUGUCGACUGAUAUAAAUGAAGAGAAUGUCCUCCAGGCUAACCGCUCCCGCUUUGAUGGGAUGGCGCACCAUGGGCCAGGGGGAUACGAUGACAACCCAUUCGUGGAAAAUGUAGCAAAUCAGAUCGCGGAUGUCAUUCGAAAGGAAUACACUUUCAACGAAGAGAGUACCGUGAUGCUUGACUUUGCCU